Austrofundulus limnaeus is the source of this 2996-nucleotide messenger RNA. RefSeq names its product follistatin-like 3 (secreted glycoprotein) (gene fstl3). Bases 356 to 1108 code for a protein of 250 amino acids. Gene Ontology annotation, biological process: anatomical structure development. Gene Ontology annotation, molecular function: extracellular matrix binding; collagen binding; protein binding. The record is from RefSeq and is a predicted model, not a curated record. NCBI's taxonomy places the organism in Eukaryota, Metazoa, Chordata, Actinopteri, Cyprinodontiformes, Rivulidae. The transcript is spliced from 5 exons.
GUGCCCAGUGUCUGGAGCUGGAGGGCACUGAUCAUUUCCCGACUCUGGAGAUUGAGUCAGAGUCAGACUGGGUCCUGCCCUGGCUUAUUACUGGCUGAGAGAAUCGCCCAUCCCAGCCGCAUGAUUCCAUCUGGGCUAAAUAUUUAUACAGAGAGGAAACGACAUCACUUAUCCACAACACAUCCAUUCACAGGAGGGGAAAGCUGCGUGCUCAGUGGAGUUCAAGUCAUCUGCUUUCUGUGACAAAGGGACAUCACUCUUUUUUUUUCUUUGUCGUCUUCUUUUUCUGUUUUUUUGGCAAAAAUUUGCUUGAAAACUCUUUUGGAAAGAAGUUCCAGACAACUAAGAUUAGACAAUGACCUUUCUGAUUUCUGUUUUGGGGAUGAUCGUGAUUCUCUGUCAAAUCGGCAGGAACCCAGCKAUUGCUGGAAUCUGUUGGCUGCAGCAGGGUCAGGACCACCGGUGUGCCAUGGUGCUGAUGAGAGGGGUGACCAGAGAGGAGUGCUGUGAUGGGAGCCGCCUGGACACGGCAUGGUCCAACUCCAGUCUGCCCAUGAAUGAAAUCAGCCUGCUGGGAUUCCUGGGGAUUGUCUCCUGUAAACCAUGCAAAGACUCGUGUGACGGAGUCAAAUGCAGCGCCGACAAGAUCUGCAAGAUGAAGAUGGGAAGGCCACAGUGUGUGUGCGCUCCGGACUGCUCGCACAUUUCCAAGAAGCARGCCGUGUGCGGCAGCGAUGGCAGGUCUUACAAGGACCAGUGCGCCCUGCUGAUGGCCCGCUGUGUGGGACAUCCAGACUUGGAAGUCAUGUACCAGGGAGAAUGCAAAAAGUCGUGCUCAAAUGUGGUGUGCCCGGGAACUCACACCUGCGUGACGGAUCAGACCAACAGUGCUCACUGUGUCAUGUGCCGGACUACACCCUGCCCAGCGCCCAUACCGUCCGAGCAGCUGAUCUGUGGAAAUGACAACAUCACCUACCAGAGUGCCUGCCACCUGCGCAGGGCCACCUGCUUCCUCGGACGCUCCAUAGGCGUCCGUCACUACGGCCACUGCAACUAUCCACCUCGGAAAUCUCACAAAUUCCAAGGCAGUGAGGAAAACGCUGUGUAAGAAAGACUCCGUCCUUCCAGGCAGAAGCUGUGUCUCGAUUCAGGGGUAACAGCCCGCGUAGGGUUUGGCCUGCGUGGGCCGUAGGCCGUCCGUGUAGGCUGCAUAAAACAGCUGUGAAAGGAGACGGUCCAGUCUUCGGAAGAUGUGUGUUUGCGUGACCAUCCGCUACCCUGUUACCAUGGUGCRACMUUUUAUARAUGCCUYCAGUUAGAACAUGUUUCACARGACUUUUCACUGGAGGUAUAACUUCCUACAAUUCAGUYUUAUUAAAAAUGUUAUAAAUAAAAACCAUUAAUAAUUUGAGUUUAACUAAUCAGCUAAUUUGCUAACAUAGAUUCUAAUUCUUCACUCCGCAACAAAUUUCCAAACUCCGCCUUAAAAGAAAACUACUCAAUCUUUGUUUUUCUCUUUAGUUUGAUGACGGUGAUAUGAAUCCUAGGAUGUUGUCAGCUGUGUAGGAUAUUUAGAAGCAGCUUACAUUUUUGGGGUUUCAUGCGUCAACCCCUUUGGUCAUUUACCUGUACACUGACCUACAAAAAUCAAUAUUUUCCACAAAAAGUAUUCUCGCAUGGCAUAGAAAAAAAUCAGUGAGAUUUCUUUAUCCGUUGGUAUACAUGCAAAAUGGGGGGAAAUGCAUGUUAUUUACAGUCAAUCUGUCCACCUUGACGUUUAUAGGGUUUUGUCGGCCACAUGAGUAGGCGCCUACGGAUUGGGACAGCCUGCGGCGCGACGCGGUGACAUAAACGGCCAACAAAUGCGCCCUUCGUGGGCUGCUGCCCCUGAGUUGAGACACGGCCAGAGUCCUCCAGCAACAUCUGAGCUGAACAACCACCUUUUCACACAUCCCAUAUCUCAUCGUGACUCUUUAUUUUGACAAUCACUUCUUCUCCUUGUGCACAAAGAAAAGGACGUUACAUUUGAAAUGAAACACCUCUGUUGGAAAACACGCACACUAGCAUUAUUGCCUCAUAACAAUAAAGAAAUAAAUCAAACGGAUUAGCCGUGUUUCAGUGGAGGCAGGUAAAUGCAUGUGUCUUUGGGAGAUGUGUGCAUUGUUGUAAAUAGAAUGCUAUUUAUUGGAGAAGGUAUAAAACUCUAUUUAUGUUUUAUCUUUUCAUCCCAUCAACAAACUCAUUAAUCAUUUGGAAAGCUGACACAACAUGUAUAAAUAUAUAUUUAUUUUCUUUUCAUUCAUUGUAUGCUAGCGUUCGCUGGCACUUUCCCCCCAUAUUUAUAGCCUCCCGUUGCCCACAAAUAGACGAGAGUUUGAAUGAAAAGAAUUUUAAUAUGUUUGGAACAAUAAAACCCACCCACAAUAUUUUUAUUUGAGAAUUUGGUCCAAAGUCUCGACCACCUGCUGAUUACUGAAAUGAGCUGCUUCAGAAAAGCACUUGGAACAACCUCAAGCCUUAUAACAUUCCUCCUGCAAGCUGUUGUUUAAUAAGGUUUUUUUUCAUAACCACUGCAAAUUUGUUCACAUGCUGCUUUGAUUUGAUUCAUUUUCUUCGUUGUAUAAGCUUACCUGACAAAAACCAAUGGCACAAGCACCAUGUGACUUGGAAAACUCCACUUUUCCGAGAAUGCUCUGGAUUUGGGGCCACUUCAACGUACCUGCUGGAGUCCUGAGAAAUGAGCCCGUCUGCUGUUGAUGCUGGUAAACCUGCUUAGGUCCACGCAAACCUGAUCCAGUUAAACCUUCAGGUGGACAAACGCUUUAGUUUGUGUAGUGUAUUAUGAAAUAUUUUCAUUAUUCCUCUGUAAAUAGCAACCCUUUGUGUACCAACCAGUGUAUGUACUGUGAAAUCUGGAUGAGAAAUGCGUUAACAUAUUUUUUUGUAUUUUUUAUACUGCUAUUUCAAAUCAACAUAAAGCUUGUGAUUUGUCAAAA